UGGUUCCCAGCUUCUAUUGUAAACAUAGUCUGGUUCCCAGCUUCUAUUGUAAACAAAUAGAAGUCUGGCAUUGACGAAACAAUGGUCGACGCGAUGAUAGCUGAUAUAAGUAGCCAGUCAAUCACAGAUGCUUUGCAGAACUACUCUACAGAGUUCAAUUGCAAAAUAACAGAAAUUAAACCGCUACAGCUGCAAGCAAUACAAACAUUAUUAUCUAAAAAAGACUGCAUCUGUGCACUUCCAACUGGUUAUGGAAAAUCGUUUAUAUAUGAAAUUCUGCCGUUUUUUGUUCCAAAGUGUCUUGUUAUUGUUAUUGUGCCUUUAAAACGCUAUAAUUGAACAGCAAACGGUGAAACUCAGUGGACAAUCAUUUUCCUUGUCAAUGAAUAUAGACACUAUUGACUUAUCAAAUACCAAAUAUUUUUUCUUUCACCCAGAAACUGUUUUAAAACUCUCCUGAAAUAAACAAACUUUUUCGCUCAUCUCAAUUUCAAGAGUAUGACAAGUUUCUUGUAAUAGAUGAGGCUCAUUGUGUCAUUGAAUGGGGCAAAGAAUUCAGGAAGGACUUUAAAAGAACAUACCAAUUGAAGUCUCUUGUAAGUUGCCCAAUUCUUGCAUUGUCAGCAACAAUAACUAGAGCCGGGCAAAAAGAAAUAGCUAAAUGUCUUCAUAUGACAAACUUUGAAGUUGUAUGUGCUAGCCCUGCAAAAGACAAUAUUAAAAUGAUUGUCAAGAAUCGUCCGAGUCCAAACUCGAAGGGAAAUACAUCCUUGACGCCAUACGAUUAUAUAUUUGUACCAGUUUUACAACAACUUAAGAGUGAACUUGAUAACUUUGGGAUAACCAUAAUAUAUUGCAAGACUAUGAACUGGAUAGGUUAUGGAUAUGAAUUAGCAAAGGCAGUACUUGGUGAUGAAUUCUACUCAGGAGCGCCAUCAGAGAAAACAACUAGAGUUGUUAUGUAUCAUUCAUCUAUGGAGGGCCCAGAUGGAAAGCUGAAGAAACAUAUUGUCCAGACCCUACAGGAGGAAGAGUCAGCCAUAAGGCUGAUUUUUGCAUCUGUGGCUCUAGGCAUGGGCGCAGAUUUGAGACAUGUGAAACGUGUGAUUCAUGCUGGUCCUCCUACAUCUUUAGAAAGUAAGUUACGGCAUUGUAAAGACUUCUAUUUUAAACAAGCAAGUUGUACUGAUACCAUUCUGGUCAAACACUGGAUUUAUAGGCCUCCGUAACACAGAAAGUUCUAGAAACUCCCAGAUAUAUGAGAAUGUACAGGUACUAAAGGCAUUUUACUCAUGUAUUGAGAAUUAAAAGCUAUUGUUCAUUUUACUUCUUACUUGUCUUUGGCUAAUACAAAUUAACCGCAGUACUAGAACCGUAUUCUUG
Ruditapes philippinarum (Manila clam) is the source of this 1383-nucleotide messenger RNA. RefSeq lists its product as uncharacterized. The record is from RefSeq and is a predicted model, not a curated record. Lineage: Eukaryota; Metazoa; Mollusca; Bivalvia; Venerida; Veneridae. The transcript is spliced from 3 exons. The coding region runs from base 672 to 1229 and encodes 185 amino acids.